CUCAUUCUUUUUAUAUAUAAUUAGUGGGUACGCUUUUUGUCCACACUUCUUACUACUGUUUCAAUAUUUGGCGUUUAGUGAAAGAGCUUCUCAGUUCCCAACUUCGGUCUUCCCCAAUCCCGCACUAGCACUAAAAGAGCUAAAAAAUACAAAACUCAAAAUUAAAAAGAGAUGAAAAAUAGCCUGUCAGGCUGUCACCUCUUUUUCUGCUGCCCCCUCCCCUGCCAAAUUCUUUUCUAUACUCUUCCCUCUCCAAUCACAUCACUCCCAAUUUUCUUCCAAUUAAAAUCAUCUCUCAAUCACUCAAGUCUGCACCAGCAGUUCUCCCUUUCCUUCUCCCAUGCUUCUUUGUUCCUUCUUUACCUCCAUCCAACGUCUCCUCUUCCCACAGAAAGCUUGAAACAGAACAGCCCCUUGCCUCUCAUCCCUUUCUUAUCUAUUCCAUAAAAAAUCCAGCACCCACCUCCAAUUGUCGCUCCCUCUUUUCAUCCGGUUUAAGCUGUGGAAGAGGAUGUCGGCGACGCUUUGGCGAUGGGAAAAAGUCGUGUCUGCAGCAAAAGGAGAAGCUCCGACUCCAAUGUGCACUGCAGGACUUCUAUGGGCAGGGGAGAAGAGGAGGAGGUGAACAUGGAACAAGUGAAGACAUUGGAGAAGAACUUUGAGUUGGGGAACAAGCUUGAAACGGACGGGAAAAUGCAGUUGGCUAGACCUUUUGAUCUGCAGCCUAGGCAAAUUGCUAUUUGGUUCCAGAACAGGGGAGCCGGGUUUGAAAGGAAAGGCCAUUUGGUACAUACAAGAACUGCUUUGAUCACUUACUUCUCGCUAUUUCCAUUGCAUCAUAUUUCACAGUUUGAUGAUGAUGACAAAUCGAGAACAUCAUCAAGAUUGCAGGAGGUUUCUCUGAUUCCGGUAUCUGAUAAGCGAUUGGAAAAUGACGAUCCUCAGGUUUUGGAUUCUCGCCAAAAACACAACACCAGAACGUGAACCUGUUGUAUUCAGGGCAGUAACAACCCGCAGAGACAAUAUGAUGGAUGAGCUCAUCUCACUGCUUUGGCCUUCCUCUGCAUAUUCCUCUCGAGUUCUCCAAACUAGGUAAGCAUUCAAGCCCACAGUUUGCCUCCAACUAACUUCGAUGGGUUCCCUAUAGAAUCUAGCUGUUUUCCUUUACUUUUGGGUUUGCUUUUGUUGUUAUUGUGUCAUAUUCAUAUUGGGUUACAGUAACAACUUUAGGAUUAGGUUACAUGAUACAAGGAAUCUAGAAAUGGACCAAGUGCAUUAAGAACUCAUCCAGAUGGCCCAUCAGCCUAUGCAGAGGAUACUUUUGUUAUAGAAGGCAAUGGUAUUGUUUCCGACAGACAGCAGGGUUAACUUGAAUUUAGCAGCAGCAACAUGAUUCAUUCUGAGGGAAAUGCAGAGAAGUAGAGGAAGUUCUUUGUCUCUUGGGCCAACGAGACAUUCUUCUUUGCAUAGGCAACAAUCGGGCUAAUAGCCUCAUUGUAUGACGUCUUCACAUUUGACAACAAAUAGUAGCAGUUGACGUCAGAAGGGAAAUGUAAGUGGUGGUGGUAAUCCCAUAUGGAGAGGAAUCAUCAGGCGUUGUUGAGAUUAUGCAAGCCAAGGAGAUUAGCAUGAAGGUGAAGGUUGCGGAUCAUAGUUAGUAAAUACUCCGUUUAAUACACGUAUAUGUACCGUACGUACUUUAUCCGUUUAAAACUUUCGUAUCCGUAUUAUUGUCAAGCCGUUUCAUUUUUUUCCGUUCAUUGGAUGGCUCCCGUAUUAAACAUGUAUAAAACCUGUAUAACACGUUUAAUAUCCGUAUUUAAUGAAUUAAAUUGUGAACUUUACUAUUA
Molecule: messenger RNA, 1850 nt
Organism: Linum tenue
Lineage: Eukaryota; Viridiplantae; Streptophyta; Magnoliopsida; Malpighiales; Linaceae
Source: the annotation of a GenBank genome assembly